This is a messenger RNA of Arachis duranensis, 1667 nucleotides long. Its product is annotated as WAT1-related protein At3g45870. The transcript is spliced from 7 exons. Gene Ontology annotation, cellular component: plasma membrane. The record is from RefSeq and is a predicted model, not a curated record. NCBI's taxonomy places the organism in Eukaryota, Viridiplantae, Streptophyta, Magnoliopsida, Fabales, Fabaceae. The coding region runs from base 156 to 1286 and encodes 376 amino acids. Gene Ontology annotation, molecular function: transmembrane transporter activity.
GGAUGCUUCAGAGUCAACCACCAAUAAUUACCAAGAAGAACAACAGUUUGAUCAAAGACCAAAAAUCUAAUAAUUGUAGUAGUAUUAGCACUGAGCUAAAAGCUGAAAACUUUCUUUACUCUUUCAAGAAUUAACCACUUGGGCAGGUAGAGUUGAUGGCAGAGAAUGGAUUAGGGUCAUCAGUGGUGGGGGGUGGUGGUGGAGGUGAGACAUGGAAGGCACAGUUAGGGAUGUUAAUAGUGCCCAUGAUCCAUGGUGGUUACCAUGUAAUAACCAAAGUGGUACUCAAUGAUGGUGUCAACCAAAUAGUUUACUGUGCCUACAGAGAUCUCAUUGCCCUUUCUAUCCUUGCUCCUCUUGCCUAUUUCCAUGAAAAGCAGAGAAGACCACCAAUUACUAAGGGUCUAUUAAUCUCAUUCUUCUUUGUUGGAUUAUUUGGGGUAGUUGGCAACCACCUUUUGUUUGUUAUUGGUCUAAGCUAUACUAAUCCAUCAUAUGCUUCUGCCUUAGAGCCAACAGUUCCAGUCUUUACAUUUCUCUUUUCUCUAAUCAUGGGCAUAGAAAAAGUGAACUUGUUAAGGUAUGAAGGUGUGGCAAAGGUUGUUGGAACUGUUGUCUGUGUUUCUGGUGCCAUAUUGAUGGUUGUAUAUCAUGGUCCAGUUGUUAUAGGAAAUUCAGAAACAGGACUGCAACAUGUAUCACAAGAUGCAUCUGGAAUGUUAAUUGAUGGGUUGAAGUUUAUAGGAUUAGAUCAAUUCAGUCUUGGGGUUAUAUGCAUAAUAGGACACUGCUUGUCCAUGGCUGCUUAUCUGGCCAUUCAGGCACAAUUACUGAAAAAGUACCCCACAAAUAUAUCUCUCACGGCGUAUUCAUACUUUUUUGGAGCUGGAUUGAUGGUGAUAAUAUCAAUAUUUAUGUCUAAUGAGAUAACAGACUGGAUUUUGAUGCCGUCGGAAAUACUUGCUGUUCUUUACGCUGGAAUUGUUGCAUCCGCCCUUGCUUAUGGACUGAUAACAUGGUGCAACAAGAUUUUGGGGCCAAUUAUGAUUGCCCUUUUUAGCUCCCUUCAACCUGCAUGUUCUACUUCCCUGUCUCUAAUUUUUCUUGGUACUCCUCUUUACUUGGGAAGUAUACUUGGAGGAACUUUUAUCAUUGCUGGCCUAUAUAUUGUUACUUGGGGAUCUUACAAAGAAAACCAGGCAAAUGCUGGAGUUAUUGCUUUUGAAUCUUGUGUGUCUGAUCCACUUCUUCAAGAAAAGACUGUGUGUCAGAAGGCUCAAGAUUAGUGCAUCCCUCAAGUCAUUGGGUUAAGGAACUGAACUGAACUGAAUUGUAUAAUAUUGUAUAUUAGUGUGCAUCAAAAGUGUUCUGUUCCAUGUUUGGUUCCUGUGAAUUUAAAAAUGUUUAUGCUAGCUGCUUAUGCUUGCAUCAGGUUAGGCCGCCUACUUUAUACCAUUUGAGUGAGCUUUUUCGGAACCUCGUGUGGAUAGGUCAUUUUCCGGAGUUUACAUAAUGUGAAAGGCUUUGUCCCAUGCUAUCCUAUGUUGUUUUAGGACCAACUCUAGAGAGACCAAUUUUUACAUCAUUUUAAGUCAGAAAUUUAUGUUUCAUAUGAUAAGGAUCCUUGUUUCAUUUUUAGGAUAAAAUCCAAUAUUUGACUUCAUUUA